ACGUACUGCGUCGCGCGCUUGAUUCACUAGGUCCUUUACUCUGCUAUGUUUUGCUAACCUGCAGCAAUUUUACUUUUUUUCACAUAUUGGUAGAAUGAUGCCUGAGGCCACGGAUGCUCUUUUGGAGCCCGUGGUCCCAAUGAAAAUUGCCAGCGAGCAUGUGGAGCUGGGGUCCAGACCUGAUAAGAAGAAGAAGAAAUCUCGUUCAUCGCAGGGAAAUAGUCUUUCCAAUUUGUUUCGACACUCUGGAUGUGCAGACUAUUUGCUUCUUCUAGGUGGGCUUGUACUAAGCGCGGCAAAUGGUGCAUUACUCCCAUUUAACAGUCUCAUUUUUGAAGGAAUUACAAAUGUUUUGAUGAAAGGAGAAGCUCAAUGGCAAAACGGCACGUUCGAUUAUGACACAUUUAGUAGCGGAAUUCAGCAUUACUGCCUUCUCUAUUUCCUGUUGGGAGUCUUGAUGUUUACGUGUACAUAUUUUUCGAAUGCUUGUCUCUUUACAAUGGCCGAGCGUCGUCUUUAUUGCAUCAGAAAGCACCUCCUUCAAUCUGUCCUUCGUCAAGAUGCAAAAUGGUUUGAUGAAAACACAGUUGGUGGAUUAACACAAAAAAUGAGCAGUGGAAUUGAAAAAAUUAAAGACGGAAUCGGAGACAAGAUCGGAGUUUUGGUUUCUGGAAUAGCAACCUUUAUUAGUGGUGUUGCAUUAGGAUUCUACAUGUGCUGGCAGCUAACGCUAGUUAUGCUGGUAACAGUGCCACUUCAACUUGGUUCAAUGUAUCUAUCUGCAAAGCAUUUGAAUCGUGCUACUAAGAACGAGAUGUCAGCGUAUUCUAGUGCUGGUGGAAUGGCGAACGAAGUGAUCGCUGGUAUCCGAACGGUUAUUGCAUUCAAUGCACAACCAUUUGAAAUUGAACGAUACGGAGCACAACUCGCCAAAGCUAGAAAAAUGGGUAUUCGGAAAGCCAUUGUUCUUGCAUUAUGCAGCGCUAUGCCACUUUUUCUCAUGUUUGUUUUGAUGGCAGGAGCCUUCUGGUACGGCGCGAUACUCACUUCCUACGGAGUCGCAACAUCGGGUACCACAUUUGGAGUGUUUUGGGCGGUUAUAUUGGGAACCAGGCGUCUUGGAGAAGCUGCACCUCACAUGGGGGCAAUCACAGGAGCUCGACUGGCUGUGAAUGAUAUUUUUAAAGUGAUUGACCACGAACCUGAAAUUAACUGUACAAAGCAAGAAGGUAGACGUCCAGAUAAAGUCAAUGGAAAACUUGUUUUCGACAACAUUCAAUUCACUUAUCCAACUAGACCUGACGUCAAAAUUUUGAAAGGAGUCUCAUUCGAAGUGAAUCCGGGAGAAACAAUUGCGCUUGUUGGUCAUUCUGGAUGUGGAAAAUCUACUAGCAUUGGGCUUUUGAUGAGAUUUUAUAAUCAGUGUGCAGGAUCUAUUAAACUGGACGGCAUACCAAUUGAGGAUUAUAAUAUUCAAUGGCUCCGUAGUACAAUCGGAAUUGUUCAACAAGAACCAAUAAUUUUCUUAGCAACAGUGGCAGAAAAUGUUCGUAUGGGAGACGAUUCAAUAACCGAUAAAGACAUCGAAAAUGCUUGUAGACAAGCCAAUGCACACGACUUUAUCGGCAAACUCAGUGAAGGAUAUAAUACUGUAAUUGGCGCAGGGGCUGUGCAGCUGUCCGGUGGCCAAAAACAACGUGUGGCCAUUGCAAGAGCAAUUGUCAGAAAACCACAAAUUCUACUUCUUGAUGAAGCAACUAGUGCUCUGGAUACUGAAAGUGAGCGUAUGGUACAGACUGCAUUGGAUAAAGCUUCAGAAGGAAGAACUACUUUGUGCAUUGCUCAUCGAUUAAGCACUAUCAGAAACGCAAGUAAAAUUCUGGUUUUUGACCAAGGUCUUAUUCCUGAAAGAGGCAUUCAUGAUCAGUUAAUUCGUCAAAAUGGAAUUUAUGCAAACAUGGUUAGAGCUCAGGAAAUAGAAAAAGCCAAAGAUGACACCACCCAAGAUGAUGAUGAAUUGGUGGAAGAGGAUAACUAUUCAAUCUCCCGACGUCUUUCGACAUCUGAGGAAGAGUUGCGCAAAAGCAAGAGUCUUCUUCGAGACUCGACACGUUUCAGCCAAAGUAUGCUCAGUGUCACUUCCCAAGUACCAGAUUGGGAGAUGGAAAGUGCCCGUGAAGAAAUGAUUGAAGAAGGUGCAAUGGAAGCAUCAAUGAUGGAUAUCUUCAGAUUUGCAAAACCAGAAAAGAUGAACAUUGUUAUUGCUCUGAUAUUCACACUAAUCAGAGGAAUCACGUGGCCAGCAUUCUCUGUUGUGUAUGGACAACUUUUCAAAGUAUUUGCUGAAGGAGGCGAAGAUCUGCCAGUGAAUGCCUUAAUCAGCUCACUUUGGUUCGUUCUUCUGGCUGUUACCUCUGCUGUGACCACUUUCAUUUCUGGAAGUCUUCUUGGAAAAACUGGAGAAACAAUGUCAAGUCGGCUUAGAAUGGAUGUGUUCAAGAAUAUUAUGCAGCAAGACGCUACGUACUUUGAUGAUCCAAAGCACAACGUUGGAAAUUUGACUUCUCGUUUAGCAACUGAUUCUCAAAAUGUUCAAGCGGCGAUUGAUCACCGACUCGCCGAAGUUCUUAAUGGAGUUGUCUCCUUAUUCACCGGAAUUGCGGUUGCUUUCUGGUUUGGCUGGAGUAUGGCACCAAUUGGUCUCAUAACUGCUCUUCUUCUUGUCAUUGCUCAAAGUGCCGUAGCUCAAUAUCUCAAAUACCGUGGCCCUAAAGAUAUGGAAUCAGCAAUUGAAGCUAGUAGAAUAGUCACGGAAUCAAUUUCUAACUGGAAGACUGUUCAAGCAUUAACAAAACAAGAGUACAUGUUCCACGCAUUUACAGCUGCAUCCAAAAAUCCUCGAAAAAGAGCAUUCACUAAAGGAUUAUGGCAAUCUCUAUCAUUUGCACUUGCUGGAAGUUUCUUUUUAUGGAAUUUUGCAAUUGCGUAUAUGUUUGGUCUUUGGCUAAUUUCCAACAAUUGGACAACUCCAUUUGCAGUGUUUCAAGUUAUUGAAGCGUUGAAUAUGGCGUCGAUGAGUGUUAUGAUGGCAGCAUCUUAUUUCCCCGAGUACGUCAGAGCAAGAAUUUCAGCCGGAAUCAUGUUUACCAUGAUCCGCCAAAAAGCGAAGAUUGACAAUCGCGGGCUCACAGGAGAGACACCGGAUAUCCGAGGAGACAUCUCAAUGAAGGGAGUCUACUUUGCAUAUCCAAAUCGUAACCGCCAACUUAUUCUCAACAAUUUCAACAUGUCAGCUCAGUUUGGAGAGACUGUUGCUCUUGUUGGACCAUCAGGUUGUGGAAAGAGUACAUCUAUUCAAUUGAUUGAGCGGUAUUAUGACGCCAUUUGUGGAGCUGUAAAAAUUGAUGACCAUGACAUUCGAGACAUCUCUGUCAAACAUCUCCGCCACAAUAUUGCUCUUGUUGGCCAGGAACCCACACUUUUUAAUCUUACUAUACGCGAGAAUAUUACAUAUGGACUUGAAAACGUGUCUCAAGAACAAGUUGAAAAAGCAGCAACCCUGGCUAACAUCCAUAGUUUUGUUGAAAAUCUACCGGAAGGAUAUGAUACUUCCGUUGGUGCUUCUGGCGGACGAUUAUCUGGUGGCCAAAAACAACGUAUUGCUAUUGCAAGAGCAAUUGUCAGAAAUCCAAAAAUUCUCCUUCUCGACGAAGCCACGUCCGCGCUCGAUACAGAAAGUGAAAAAAUUGUACAGGAAGCUCUGGAUAAAGCGAGACUUGGAAGAACUUGUGUUGUUAUUGCUCAUCGUCUUUCAACUAUUCAAAACGCCGAUAAGAUUAUUGUUUGUCGGAACGGAAAAGCUAUUGAAGAAGGAACACAUCAAACGCUACUUGCUCGACGGGGAUUGUACUACAGACUGGUCGAAAAACAAUCCACUUAAUUCCUAUUUACCCAUAUCAAAAAAUAUGUUUCAAAAAAUAUCGUAAGAACACAUUUCCUCACUUGUUCAAAUUUCACUUUCCCUGUUCCUUGUUUUACAGACUGUUUCCUACUCUUGUUAUUCAUAAACGAAUAUUCGAUU
This is a messenger RNA of Caenorhabditis elegans, 4081 nucleotides long. It is a transcript of the gene pgp-4, whose product is annotated as P-GlycoProtein related. The record is from RefSeq and is marked reviewed. Gene Ontology annotation, cellular component: membrane; plasma membrane. NCBI's taxonomy places the organism in Eukaryota, Metazoa, Nematoda, Chromadorea, Rhabditida, Rhabditidae. The transcript is spliced from 15 exons. Bases 98 to 3940 code for a protein of 1280 amino acids. Gene Ontology annotation, molecular function: ATP hydrolysis activity; nucleotide binding; ABC-type transporter activity. Gene Ontology annotation, biological process: transmembrane transport.